GAGGACGAGCUGCUGGCGCGGGCCGUGGCGCGGGAGGGGGAGGGCCAGUGGCGCACGCUGCCGCGGCGCGCGGGCCUGCUGCGCUGCGGAAAGAGCUGCCGCCUCCGCUGGAUGAACUACCUCAGGCCGGACAUCAAGCGCGGGCCCAUCGCCGCCGACGAGGAGGACCUCAUCGUCCGCCUCCACCGCCUGCUCGGCAACCGGUGGUCGCUGAUCGCCGGCCGGCUGCCGGGGCGCACGGACAACGAGAUCAAAAACUACUGGAACUCCCACCUCAGCAAGAAGCUCAUCAAGCGGGGCAUCGAUCCGCGGACGCACAUGCCGCUGGCCGCAGCGGCUGCUAGUGCUACCUCCCACUCCAACCGCGACCCAGUAGCAGCAGCUGCUGCUCCCGACAAGACCCCACCGCCGCUGCCGGUGCUGGAGCCUCCGGUGGUGGCGCCGCCGCCGCCGCUGACAGAGCAGCCGAGCUCCUCGUCCGGCGCCGGCGUUGGAGGCGGCGACUUCCCCGCCAUGACGGGCCUCGGCGCUGAGGUCUUCGAAGGAUUGGGCGAUCCGUUCUGCGCCCUGGACGCCGCAGGCCGUGGCGGCUUCGACAUUGGCUGCCCCAUGAUCGACGACGGCACCUUCUAUUCGUUCCUGGACUCGUUGGUCAGCGAGAACCAAUUGGCCGAUUACUUCGGCGAUCACAAGGAGACUGGUGGUGGCAACGAUCAGGCUGGAACUUAGCUGAUAGUACACGGUUAUACAGUAACUUCAUCUGCAUUUUAGUCCUCAACUGUUCAGUGCAUUUGGCUAAUCAUGCAUGAGCAGCUAUGCAUGUAUACAAGUACUGCUUCUCUUA
Molecule: messenger RNA, 844 nt
Organism: Panicum virgatum (switchgrass)
Lineage: Eukaryota; Viridiplantae; Streptophyta; Magnoliopsida; Poales; Poaceae
Product: transcription repressor MYB5-like
Exons: 2
Coding region: 112-729 (205 amino acids)
Biological process (GO): cell differentiation
Cellular component (GO): nucleus
Molecular function (GO): transcription cis-regulatory region binding
Source: RefSeq, a predicted model, not a curated record